CAAAAAAUGGCCUGAUUUACCGAAUCCUCCAGCCGGCUUUGCAAAAGAUCCAAGGCCAGCCAGUGCCAAUCCAAGACUGGACAUAAUAAGACCGGGCAACCAAGGGCACAUGCUCACCUGUUUCGAGUAAGUGACUACCAGCCAAGACUGCCGCCUGCGACCCGAUGCUACUCUUUGGCGGGGGUGGGGUCUAGCGUAUGUGGGAAUGGUCAUUGUCCGAUCUGGCAGGGUCACACGAAUGCCAUCUCCCGUUUGUAGCACGUGAUUGCCAUUGGAUUCAGGGUUUCUUUGCGGGAUAGAACCUAUUGUCCAUCGAAUGCUCUGCAUGCUGCCCAAAAGUUUCACGAAAGGCCGCCGCCUUGAUAGGUAGUGAACUCCCUACAAACCAUUCACAGACGUGAUGGAUCAUUCAAACAAACCCGCGGUUGUUCCCAAGAAAGAGCCACUUCACCGGCACAGCCGAACUGAAUUGAACCUGCUUGACCCUUGACAGACUCUAGGCAGUUAUGAAUAUAUCUAUCCUUUGGAGAGCUGCUGGAGACAUCUACUACGAGGCGAAUGACCACACAUAAAUAUCCGUUUCCUGACCUCCCGAGAGACUGCUGGUGUUGCAUCCUCACGCUUCUCAGGAGAUCUCUACGAACAAGAUCAAAAACAGCAACACUCUCCCUCAGCCCUGCUCGACUAUCGUGUCAAGAUGAAUCUCCUCUUGCUCUUCUCCGCCUUAUUCUUCUUCGCAACCGAGGCCGUUUCAGGCAUUUCCACCAGAACUGCGCUGGCUCGUCGCUCCUUCUUCACCACCUGCAAAGAUGUCCGCACCAGCGGAGUUUUUCUUUUCGCGACCUGUGACAAGAAACCAGGAAGCGACCCCAAGUCCAUCCACUCGUAUCUGGACCUCAGAAAUUGCCUGACCCAGUUCAACGGCACUUUAGCCCCUGCCACCCACCUCAAGGGACAAGGCCUCGACCAGGUCACAGCAUGCGCGAUGACAUCCGGAAGCACGAAGUUAACUUGCUCGGUGAUCCCGCAAUGCGCCGGCUGUCAGAAUCAAACGAACCCCCUCGACCUGGAGGGGAUAAUCCAUAACAACGAUGGCCAGCUCGAGUGCAAGCAGGAGUAAAUAGCGGGAGAGUUGGGGUUGGGUGGCUUAUGGCCUCGCCUAGCCGGAUUUUGUGUCGCCAACUUUAGGUAUCAUUUAACCUGGGAUUCUUUUUGGAAGGAAACUAAUAAAUCCUAACAGCCAUUGCCUCGGCCGUGGGUUAGUCAGGCUCGUGUGGCGUUGAAGAGCGGGCCUGGAAGAAAUCCCACGUUGUGCUUUUGGAAACAACUUUGGUGACUAAACUCAGCUGUCCUAAGAUCUUACAGUUCUUGAAAACGACCCCUUUGGGCUCCGAUAUCUAGUACAAAUCCCAGAAACAAUGUCUGUGGCGUCCAGGCCUCUAAGAGGCUCGCCGAUAAAAUGCAACAAGGAAGGCAAAAAAGAAGAAGACAGUGCAAACAAGGCCACUCGUCGAACCUGCCCGGAUGACCAGCAGAAUCCCUGAUCGGUCAAGGCAGGGACGGAAAGGCGAACUCUGUGAGGGUGGCGGUCGCUACUCCUCAUCCUCCCACUCGGCCGCGUCCUCCUCGAAGGCCUCGGCGGUCUGCUCUUCGGCCUCGUCCAUCUUCUCGACCUCAUCCUGCUCGGCGACCUUCUUGUAGUGCGGGCUGCCGCCCCCCAGCACAGGGACGCCGCCCGAGACAACGGGCACAACGGCACCCCCUGGGACGACGGGCACAGCAUCGCCGGGCCCGUCCCGUAUGCACCGGAGACGACUCCGGGACCGUAUGCGCCGGGGACGAUGCCUGGCCUGUAGGCGCCGGGGACAAAGCCUGGGCCGAAUCCGCCCGGGCCAACACCAGGCCCGUACGCCGCCGCCGGGACUAUGCCGGGCCCGAAAGCGCCGGGAACGACUCCGGGACCGUACGCACCCGGGACGAUGCCGGGCCUGAAUGCACCAG
Gaeumannomyces tritici R3-111a-1 is the source of this 2001-nucleotide messenger RNA. RefSeq lists its product as hypothetical. The record is from RefSeq and is a predicted model, not a curated record. Bases 698 to 1120 code for a protein of 140 amino acids. Lineage: Eukaryota; Fungi; Ascomycota; Sordariomycetes; Magnaporthales; Magnaporthaceae. The transcript has 3 exons.